Messenger RNA from Pelobates cultripes (western spadefoot toad), 468 nucleotides. Lineage: Eukaryota; Metazoa; Chordata; Amphibia; Anura; Pelobatidae. The record is from the annotation of a GenBank genome assembly.
AUGGAGUACUACAGAGCAGCCCAUAUUGCUCUGCUUAUCGCUGCAUCACACCUUCAGGACCCCAUGGCAUGGGCCGAGCUGGAGAGAUGCCACGCUUGGGGACUCCCCCUCCCCAUUCUGGCAUGGCUUCUGAAAAACCACAGACCAAAGGCAUCAGAACUGCUGCCAACUACUACACUAACCCUCUCCAAAUGGGACAACUAUCGAAAGAAGAGGGGAGCAACAGCACUACUUUCAGCCAGCGCUUCCACUGGAGACACUCCGACAGCUAAUCCCAGAUUUCAAUCACAAAAUCUGGCAGAGGCAUGGUAUAACUACAAUAUGGCAAAUAAUGCAAGGAGACUGCCUCCAACAACUCCAAGAUCUUUGCACAGAAUUCAAGCUACCCAGCACGGCGACUUUCUCUUACAUCCAACUGCAAUCAUGGAUAAAUCUCCAAACGACACAACAAACAGUAAGGACACCUGA